AUGGAAUUGGCAAUUGAGAAGUUCAAGCAAUUAGUCGACACAACAGAUUCCGAAGAAGACGUUGAAUGGGUCUUCAAAAGCUUCAAACAGCUUGCAAAGGUGACGUUUUAUCGACUGGAAUACCAGGAGACUUUGUUCUUUAUUGGCAAGCUAAUCGCUAUGCUACCCAAACUCAAUGGCAAUUACGCUGAAGAGUCCAUUAACAAGUUGCUUUCAAGAUUUAUGCACUGUGCAAAUCGAGAGUUUGUAAGUGAGAUGUAUGACGUUAUCGUCAAUCAAUUACAGGAUUCUAUGGUCUCAGGAGCGUCUGGCCACCGACUCUGGCUUCGGAUCAAUAUUAAUCGCUUUAAAAACCUACUCGAGGAUAAGAAUUUUGAGUCUGCGCACGAAUUGUUGACACAAAUCAAGAAACAGCUUGGCAAGGUGACUGAGCUGACUCGCAACUCUUUUGCACUAGAUGUAAUCGCUGCUGAAAUUGAACUUUCAAUGUGUAGGAGUGCUACGCUAUCUGAACUCAUUGAGUAUCAUCGUCGUAGCACGCAAAUUACGAGUGCGAUCACUCACCCAAGGGUGAUGGGAGUGAUCAAAGAGUGUGGUGCGACAGUCCAUUUCUUCAGAAAACAAUUUGAAAGAGCCCGACUCGAAUUCUAUGAGUCGUUUAAAAAUUACGAUGAGGCUGGUUCCUCAUCUAAAAGGAAGAUCUUGAAAUACCUAGGUCUUUGCUCUAUGUUAACUGACAGCGAGCUAAAUCCGUUCGAGUCUCAAGAAACACAGUCGUAUGUUCAACUACCAGAAUAUCAAAACCUCAUUGCAUUAAUUGACGCUUACGAAAGCCGAAACCUUAACCAAUUUCGUGCCAUAGCAGAUCGAAUGAGGGCAGUGAAUGAUCCUCUUUCGCAAGAUAGGUUGUUUCUCGUUGCUGAAGAGCAAAUUUCACACAAUCUCAAGCUAAAAGUAUUGUCGAAAUACCUCAGAGCUUCUAAAACUAUCAGCUAUGAUUUCCUCAUGCGUAAAUUAUGCUUGAAAAACGACGAGGAGCUCGAAUAUCUCAUCUUGACAAUGGCCAACAAUGGUCUCAUAUCAAUGAUCAACAUAGAUUAUGAGAAUAGAUUAAUCGAGAUACAUGACAAUGGCCAGCUGCUUUUUCAUUUUAAUAUGGAUGGCUCUCAUGUCAAGAACAAUGUUGAUAUAUUAUACAACUUGCGAUACAGCGGCCCUCACGAGAUUUACGAGAAUACCGGUGAUCUGGCACAAAUGGAAAUGGAUAGCAUUCUCUCAAUAAGCAAUUCUGAAACAUUUGACGUUGAGCCUAUUGAUAAUCUCAUUGCGAAAACAAAUAUUCACGAGCUUCUUUUUUGCGAAUCGCCUUACAAAAGAGGUACAAACGAUAUUGAACAGUGGUACAAAUUUGUCGUUUCUGCUCUACCGCCCAAAAAAUCAUCAGAUUUUCACUGCAAAAACGCUCCAGAAUCUAAAACUAUUUCGAAAGAGCAUAAUCUUGACGACGAAGAUGAAGGGGCCAAGAACACUGACUCCGGUAUCCUUGGAUCUUCUAUUAAUUACAGCGAGGAUUCACAUGAAAAUAUCGAAAGACUUCAAGUUGAUAAAAUCGAUUCGCUAUUGGAAUUGGCACGGUCAAUGAAGCGAAAUCUCAGAAGUGGGCCAGUUGGGCCUCUGAAGCCCUAA
Messenger RNA from Australozyma saopauloensis, 1686 nucleotides. RefSeq lists its product as uncharacterized. The coding region runs from base 1 to 1686 and encodes 561 amino acids. NCBI's taxonomy places the organism in Eukaryota, Fungi, Ascomycota, Pichiomycetes, Serinales, Metschnikowiaceae. The record is from RefSeq and is a predicted model, not a curated record. Gene Ontology annotation, cellular component: COP9 signalosome. Gene Ontology annotation, biological process: protein deneddylation. The transcript has a single exon.